Molecule: messenger RNA, 974 nt
Organism: Molossus molossus (Pallas's mastiff bat)
Lineage: Eukaryota; Metazoa; Chordata; Mammalia; Chiroptera; Molossidae
Product: protein CD300H-like
Exons: 4
Coding region: 129-734 (201 amino acids)
Cellular component (GO): plasma membrane
Molecular function (GO): transmembrane signaling receptor activity
Source: RefSeq, a predicted model, not a curated record
CAGAACAGCAAGCAGCGGAAGCCGGACAAGAAGCAGAGACGUGCUGGGGAAAGCAGAGGAGGGGGAGGGGGAGCAGCCUGCAGCCCCAGGCCGGCUACAGCGAGAAAGGUCACCCAGAGGGACGGGCCAUGUGGCUGCCAUCAGCUCUGCUGCUUCUCUGUGUCCCAGGCUCUUGGUCUCUGAGCGGCCCCAGUGAGGUGGCGGGCCCCGUGGGCGGGUCCCUGAGUGUGCAGUGUCGGUACAGCAAGGAAUAUGAGGCGUUUGUCAAGUACUGGUGCAGACAACCGUGCCUGCCAAUCUUCUCGGAGGUGGUGAAGACCAGCGCCUCCAGGGGAGAGGUGAGGAGCGGCCGAGUGUCCAUCGCGGACCAACCCGGAAGCCUCACCUUCACAGUGACCUUGAGGAACCUCACGGCAAGUGAUGCAGGAAAAUACAGGUGUGGGAUUUCCACGUUACUGCUGGAUGAUGGGAUUUCUGGCUUCUUGCCUGAACCCUUUGUCCAGGUGCAAGUGCUUGUUACCCCAGGGAACUGGUCCUGGUCCUCACCAUCAGCCUCCUCCGCAGCCUCCAGCAGCGAGAGCUCCGCAAGGACCCCUGGACCUCCCGGCCGAGACCCCGGGUCCCUGCUCAGCAGCGUCCACUUCCUGCUCCUCAUUUUCCUGAAGGUCCCCCUGCUUCUGGGCAUGCUCAGUGCUGUCCUCUGGGUGAACAGGCCUCAGCGGGCUCAUCUGUGAAGAAACAAAGUCAGACUAAGGCCACCUGCUGCCGUCCUUGCCCACCGAUGUCCUGUCCAGAGGCACAGCCACUCAGACCAGAGAUGACAGAACCUCGACCCUCAGCCUUACAUCCCUUUUCAACAUAUUGCCACAGACUUUAAAAACAAAUUUAAAAAAGUAUUUUAAUGGCAUAUAUCACCUGCACAAACGUGGGUAUAUAAUGUAUGUGAACAGUUGCAGGACUGAAAACGAACAUCU